AUGACAUCCUCAGGAUAUGGAACAGGCGUGCAAACCUCCUUUGGCCACGAGCUGCUGAGCUCAUCGCUCUCCCUACCAUCAGACGGCCGCUUCCAACAGGAGCUACUGGCUGCAUCACGCAGCGCGCCUCCUCUGCGCGCCAUCCCCCAGGCGUCCAAUGGCAUGGCCGGGUUCAGGCUGCAGCAGCUGCACCAGCCUCCUGAGGCGCUGCUGCAGCCAGAGAACAUAUCCAUGCUGACACCACAGCGCAGCCGCGGCAGCAGCGAAGACGACUACGCCCCUCCCCACAACGAGCCUGUGGGCCAAGUCAAGCGGCAGAAGCGCCUGGCUGAGAAGAACAGGACUGCACAGAAGCGAUAUCGGGAGAGACAGAAGGAGAAGAUGCAUGAUUUUGAGAAGCAGGUGGAGCAGCUGAGCGAGCAGGUGUCGAUGCUGAUGCGCGAGAAGGCUUCUCUGGAGACUCGCAACAGCCUCUUGGAACGAGUGGUUCAGCUUAAAGAUGAGCAGCAGCAGCACACCGAUGGCCGUGAGGGGACCAUGAGCCCAGAGCAGCUGGCCCUGUGCCGAGCACUCUCAGACUUCCAUAACAUUGUGCGCGUCCGGGAUCCGCCAAUAGCGCCGGAAGACAUCAGCUUUUCAGAUCACACCUACGUCCUUCAGCUCUACAAUGCCUACGCAAAUGAGCUGAUGCAGUGCAUGCUGUCAGCUUACGCGGAUGAUCCAUCUUCUGAGGGCUUCCAACGCAUGGAACAGCUUGUCAGGGGCCAUCAAAACGCAGUGCUUCAGCUGACCCGGCAGGACCCCAAACACAUCACAAAGCUGACCCAGGAGCUCAAGAAGCGGACGCCUCCCAAAAGCCAGGAGCUCUGGAGGAAAUGUGUGGAUGUGAUGAAGCUGGACAAGGAGCAGAAGAGGAGGCUGGUGGGGCUAAGGAAUGAGCUCUUCGAGCGCAUGGAGAGCAUCAUUGAGCAGCGCAGGCGAAUAAUAACACAUCUGGAGGCGCUCCAAGCCUCGGAUGAAUUGAAGGAGAGUUUGGAGCUGGAGCACAAAGAAGUCAGCCAAUUUGUGUCCGCCUUCCACGCAAGCGAUAUUCUGACACCGCUCCAAGCUGCGCGGUCCACAAUCGAGGCAUAUCCCUACAUGCAGGACGUGUUUGGGAUUAUUGAGACCAUCGCUGCCGAGGAGGGCGAGCAGAGCCAGGGCUCGUUUAUGGCAAGCCUGAUGGGCCAGCGCAAUAAUGGCAGCCUGAUGCCUGUUGACUCGGCCUUCCGCAUGGUCUCAUCAGUGCCCCCGCCCCUGCGCACUGCCUCAAACUCCCAUGAAACACAGGACUCCCAGGAGCAAGACCUGUCGGCCACCAUUCUUGACAACCCCCGCAAGUUUUCAUCGGCAUCCUCUUGA
This is a messenger RNA of Coccomyxa subellipsoidea C-169, 1401 nucleotides long. RefSeq lists its product as hypothetical. Gene Ontology annotation, molecular function: DNA-binding transcription factor activity. The record is from RefSeq and is a predicted model, not a curated record. Lineage: Eukaryota; Viridiplantae; Chlorophyta; Trebouxiophyceae; Coccomyxaceae. Bases 1 to 1401 code for a protein of 466 amino acids. The transcript is spliced from 12 exons. Gene Ontology annotation, biological process: regulation of DNA-templated transcription.